Diachasmimorpha longicaudata is the source of this 951-nucleotide messenger RNA. Its product is annotated as gem-associated protein 8-like. The transcript has 2 exons. Lineage: Eukaryota; Metazoa; Arthropoda; Insecta; Hymenoptera; Braconidae. Gene Ontology annotation, biological process: spliceosomal snRNP assembly. The record is from RefSeq and is a predicted model, not a curated record. Gene Ontology annotation, cellular component: SMN complex. The coding region runs from base 128 to 793 and encodes 221 amino acids.
UUCGGUGAACUUCGCACUCUCCGAAUAACAACAAAAGGUUUGUCUAUGAUGACCUUCAGGCUUUUAUACUGAGUACAUCAAUAACAAUUGAGAUAAUGAAUCCACAUAAAUCGGUGUGAAUAUUACUAUGGAAGUGUCUCCACAAAAACGUGCGAGGAUAUGCAAACGAAAGAGGUUAGCCAAGAACCGACGUCGAAAUAAGAGAAAAAUUGAGGUUAGAUCUGCCAAUCGUAGGAAGAUCGCUUCUGGACAUGAAGAAAUGGAUUUUUCUAUGACUGCUGAUACUUUCUGGGAAAACUAUAAAGUGGCACAGGAUUGGCAGCAAAAACACAAUGUUGCUUGGUGGAGGUCACGUUGCAUUGCCCUGGAGCACGAGAAUAGAAUCCUGAGGAGCAAAGUACGAGAGCUGACUCAACACUCCAAUUACAAUGAGCCAUCGACACCUUCAAAUUCUCAUUACAAUUCCCUGAAUAAUUCAUCAGACGAGGGAAACUUGGAGUUCCAUGUUGAUGAGGAUAUGCUCAAUUUCCUGGAGCAGAGUAUUCGUCAUAAAAUGGAGUUGAAGAAGAGUCGUGAAUCUGAAACAGCGGAUUCUAGACUGAAUAACGAGGGCGAUUGUCCUCCUGUUAUUCGUGAGAUUCAGGAUCACGAGAAGAUGGAGAAUGCUCAGGAACUGUAUGGAUCUGCUGCCACCAGGAUAAUUGGUAUGGAGACAGCUCUUCAGGUGAUGGUUGACAGGCACAAGGAUCAAGCAAAGCCUCACUACUGGCCGAAUAUCCCAUUGAACCCUUGAGUGAAUACGUAGACUAAUAUUUCCACGUUUAUAUAUUUCAUUUUGACAUUAAAGACUUUUUGUUGUACUCUGAGGUUGGAGAUCCCUUUAUGACGGAACAGAAGGUGUACAGAUAAUUUUUAUACGCAUACGUGUAAGAUAAAUAUUAUCGAAUAACA